CGAAAUGGUGCAUAGUCAGUUAGAGAACCUCCCUUGCUCACCAGGAACAGACUGACACUUCAUUCCCCAAAAGCAAGAAGAAUGCUAAAGAACUCGGUGGACAUGAAAGAGUGAAACUUCUCCAUCCUGCCUCAUAACUCAUGGUUUAAGGGAGGUUUGGGUGGAUUUUUUCUUGCAUGCUUAUCUUUGAGGAUUUUAGGAGUGCCCAAGUGUCCUUGAUCUCAGAAAGCAGCCAUGCGUUAUCUCUUCAUUUUAGGACUCAUAGUGCUGUGUAGUUUACAAAUUGAGGCUACCUCGAAUCGCUGUGAUGAGCCACGCACUGUACGCCACUCCACUCUGUGCACGUCGUGCGCUGCUGCACCUGCUAUUGUCUGCCCACAAGGCUACAAGAAGACUUCAACUGAUGCUGAGUGCCGCUACACGGUGCAAAUCGGCGAUCGCCUGCUGGAGCUGCCUGGCUGCUCUCGCUCCUGUGAGAAAGUCACUCUCAUAAAGCGAUGCUGCCCCGGCUUCUUCGGGUCUCUGUGUUCACCGUGUCCUAGCUUAUCAGGCAAAGUGUGUAACUGGCAUGGUACCUGCAUGGAUGGUGAAUCAGGAAAUGGCACCUGUGUGUGUGAGGAGGGCUACACUGGGUUUGUGUGUCAGAAAUGCUCUAAUGAGAAGACCUACGGUGAGCGCUGCAGCUCAGUGUGCGAUUGUGUACAUGGAGAGUGUAAUUCGGGUCCAGAUGGAGAUGGACGGUGUUACUGUCAACCACCAUAUUCAGGACCAAAGUGUGACAAAGUUACGUCUUCCUGUUCAGACUGCAGUCCCUACUCAUACUGUAAAGGAGAGGGUCCGACUGCUCAGUGCGAAUGCCUUCCAUCCUUUUCAAAGGUUGGACGCGUCUGUGUAGGUGUUUGCAGCAAGGAUGUUUGCGACAUAAAUGCAGAUUGUUCGUACAAGGGUGUAGGGCAAUUUCAGUGCACAUGCAAAACUGGCUUCGAGGGAGAUGGCAAAUUCUGCACCCCGAUCAACUCAUGUUCUCGGAAUAAUGGAGGCUGUCCAACAAACUCCACUGUUUGUGAAAACACAGGACCAGGCCAGUCAAUAUGUGUAUGUCAGAGUGGGAUGGAAGGAUCAGACCCUCGUGCUGGCUGUAGGCUGAAAUCUGCUUGUAAGGAGAGCACAUGCCACAGGAGUGCACGAUGUGAAACUGGCCAAGAUGGAAUAGCCAGGUGUGUUUGCAGUCAGGGACAGAUCAGUGAUGGGUGGCGCUGUUAUGGAGAUAUCAUGGAGCGUGUUUUGGAACUGGAUCAGGAAGGCAGCCACGCAGGAAACCUCACCGGAAGCAUUGCAUUGUUUGAGAGAGGAUGUAAGCUCAUUCUGAGCAAACAUGGGCCAUUUACAGCAUUCAUCCCAGUGGAUACUUCCCAACUAUCUAUGGGCAAACUUAACCAGGCAAGAAGAGCAGAAGCCAUCUGCAAACACCACCUCAUUCUUGGCCAACGUCUUUACAAAGAUUUGGAGGGACAAGAUUUGUGGACAUAUGGAGGGGAAAUUAUGAGAUUUAAACCAAACAAGAAGUUUAUUUCAAAAAAAGAUCCUGAUACACCAUUCACGAUAAUCAGGAGUGACAUACCUGCAUCCAAUGGAAUUAUUCAUAUAGUGGACAAAGUCUUUACUUUUGCUACUAAAGACACUUCUGACAGUGUUGAGUUCUCUUCAAAAACCAUCGGGGACAUUCUAGCGGAAGAUGCCAGAUUCAAUAGAUUUGUAUCUCUGAUAGAUAACUGUGGAGCUCCAAUGCCUCUCCAAGGUCCAGGGCCACUCACACUGUUUGUCCCAACCAAUAAAGCCGUGGACAGAUCUAGGGACGGUAGUAUUAUAUACAUGCUAAAGGAUGCCAAGCACAAACUCCAGGAGCUUCUGAGGCACCAUAUGUUCUCUCAGGCAGCAGUAACUGUGGACCAGCUGGCUAGCAUGUCAGAGAUCCAAACCAUGGCUAAUCAGGUCAUAAUGAUCAAUGUCACUGGCGAUGGAAGAGUGUUGCUCACUGAAAAAGGAAUACCUCUUGAAGCGAAAGAUAUUGUUGCAUCCAAUGGAAUCAUUCACAUGAUUGAUGGACUUCUUGUGCCGCCAUCCAUUGUUCCGAUCAUGCCACAUAGGUGUGAUGUUAAUGUGACCACCAUCAUUAUGAGUCCAUGUGUAAUGUGCAAAUACAUUUCUGAGUCACAAUGUCCACCCGGAAGCGAAGAAGGGUCUGGCCAUCUUCAAAAUUGUGAGCCUCUUCCUGAUCCACGAUGGAGUGAAUUUAACACCGUACGAGGCUGUGCAAAAUAUUGCCGAGCAAAACGAAUGAGGGCCGAAUGCUGCAAGGGUUUCUUUGGGCCUGACUGUAAACCCUGUAUUGGAGGUUUCCAACACCCAUGUUAUGACAAAGGCACUUGUUCUGAUGGCAUUUAUGGCGAUGGCUCAUGUAAAUGUAACCCAGGCUUUAUGGGCAUCGGAUGCCACCUCUGCUCUGACCCAAAGAAACAUGGAGAAAACUGUGAUGAAGAUUGUCGCUGUGUUCAUGGCGUAUGUGAUAACAGGCCUGGCAGUAAGGGUGUGUGUCGCAGGAACUCCUGUCUGUCUGGAUACACUGGAGACCUUUGUGACCUCACAGCCACACCCUGUGAUUCAGACGGCACCUCCGAACACUGCCAUAUCCAUGCUUACUGUACACGCAUUGACAACAUAAACACGUGUGUGUGUAAGCCUGGAUAUGACGGUGAUGGAUACUCCUGCACUGAAGCCAAUCUGUGCCUCAAACCCGACAGAGGAGGCUGCCACAUAAACGCACAGUGUGUGUAUGCAGGCCCUGGAAAUGUGUCCUGUGUGUGUAAUGAGGGAUGGACAGGUGAUGGUGUUGUGUGUAUGGAGAUUAACAACUGUUUAAUGGAGAAUCGUGGUGGGUGUCAUGAAUACGCUGACUGCACCCCCACCGGACCUGGCCAGAGUCAAUGUGCCUGUAAGAAGGGAUUCAUGGGAGAUGGCCUCAUGUGUCAGAUUGUUAACCCCUGCCUGACAGACAAUGGAGGCUGCCAUGACAUGGCCGUAUGUUCAUUUAAUAGCAGUGGCAUACAGAAGUGUACCUGUCCACAAGAUUAUGAAGGAGAUGGCACCACAUGCUAUGGGAAUAUACUGAUGGAGCUAGAUUCGAACUCAGAUUUCUACACUUUCAACCGCUAUCUACAAAGACACCCGGUGAUCAGUGCCGACAGCAAUGUGACUGCUUUAGUUCCCUCCAAGGAUGCAUUUAGAAAUCUGAGUGGUGGGGAAGAGCUGUUUUGGACUGACUUCUACCGCCUUCCUUUCCUCCUGCAAGCUCACUUUUUGGAUGGCAUUUACACCUAUGAUGACUUGAGGAAGCAGGUCAAUAAAACAGUCCCAACUAAAUUAAAGACAAAAUGGGAGAUCACAGUUAAAAACGGGGAGCUAAUGAUUGGUAACGCUACAAUUCUUGUCCCAGAUCUCCAGGCAACCAAUGGGUUCAUUCACAUCAUCGAUACAGUUCUGAAACCACCCAUUUCCCAGAUCCCCCCUCCUCCCCCUGAUAUAAUGGAGGUCCUCAGUAAGACCCCCUCAUUCAGCCUGUUCAGGGAAGCAGCACUGCUGUACAAUUUAACAGAAAGCAUCACAACGAGGGACUUCACUAUCUUUGUUCCAUCUGACAGUGCAGUUAAGGAUUACCUGAAGAAAACAAAUUCUACACGUCUGGAUGAAAAUGUUCUGAAAUAUCAUGUCAUUCCAAGAGAGCAGCUUUUCCCUGAACACUUGACUGAUGGGACGUUAAAAAAUACACUGCUUGGGAAUGAGUAUCAAAUCAUGAUUCAUUUAAACAGGGAAAAUAAGACACUCAUUAAUGAUGUAGCAUUGGAUGGGAACUUCACUGAGAUAAGGCACGGUGUCAUCAUCAGCAUCUCCCGGGUUUUAGUGAUUCACAAAAACUACUGCAGCAAAGAUGUGUACAUGAAAGCCUUUGGAAGGUGUGGUCCAUGCGACUCAGCUCCCAGAUGCACAUUGAACGGCAAGCCUGUGAAGGAUGCAUUCCCUUUGAAUAUGAAGUCCAAUUGUAGAUACAGGACAAGAGUAGGACGAAGGAAAAAAAUGGUGCCAGGCUGCAUGAUGGACUGUAUAAAAGUUAUUAAGGAUCAUGCCUGCUGCCCAGGAUACUUUGGACGUGACUGUUUUAAAUGCCCUGGAACUGUGGACAACUGGUGCUCGAACAAUGGCAAAUGCCAGGAUGGCCUUUGGGGCAGUGGGGAGUGUCUGUGUAAUGAAGGGUUUCAUGGCACAGCGUGUGAAAUGUGUGAGCCUGGAAGAUAUGGCAAAGACUGCAAAUCAGAAUGUCACUGUGAGCAUGGAAAAUGUCUGGAUGGCAUAGAUGGUAAUGGCCAGUGCAUCUGCUACAAGGGUUGGAAAGGAGUGAACUGUUCUGUAGAGAUCGUUAAUGAUGAAUGCGGAGGCAUUUGUGAUCAAAAUGCCAACUGUUUUUCUCCGGGUUCAGGAGUAAAACCAACAUGUAUCUGUGCAGCGGGUUACCAUGGAAACGGCACCUUCUGUCAAGAAAUUGACUUGUGUGCCACCAGUAAUGGUGGCUGCUCAGAACAUGCAACAUGCACAAAAAUCUCACCUGGAGAAAGGAGCUGCACAUGUAAGAAAGACUACACUGGAGAUGGAACUGUGUGUCUAGAGAUGGACCCCUGUCUAGUUAAUAGAGGAGGAUGUUCUGAAAAUACAGAUUGCAUCAAAACUGGACCAAACACAGCUGCAUGUAUUUGUAAACCAGGCUUCGCUGCGCAGAGAAGACUCUGCAUGCCGAUAAAUCCCUGCCUAAAGGACAACGGAGGCUGCAGCCCCAACGCAUUGUGUCAAUACACCGGCCCGGGUGAGAGGAACUGCACAUGCCGAUAUGGCUACAAAGGAAAUGGUAUCGAGUGUAUGGGCACCGUCAGUAGAGAACUUCUUCACAAAGCUGCUGCUAAUUGGUUCCGGAGAAAUCUCGGAGCAUCAAGAGUCAGGGAUUUGUACAGUAGAGGACCGUUCACUGUAUUUGUCCCUCACACAGAUUACAUUGGAAACUACUCGAUUGACUUAUGGGAGAGUAAAAACCGUAGCCCAGAUCUGUUGCGAUACCACAUUGUAGGCUGCGAAGAACUCUCUGAAUCAGAACUUAAGUCUAUCACACGUGUGGUUGCUUCUUCUGGGCAUGUGUUGAAUUUCAGCGUACGAGAUGGUGCUGUGUACAUUAACGGUGAUACAAAAAUAAUCACUAGUGACUAUGAAUGCUCUAAUGGAGUCAUACAUUUCAUAGAUAAAGUCCUCAUCCCAUAUGAACUGAAGAAAGAAACUGCAGGGGUUGAAGAAACUUUGAAUGUUACUACCGCAGCAGAAACAUAUGGAUAUACCAUGUUUGGCAAGUUGCUACAGAAAGCCAACUUGAUGGAUAUGCUGCAGCAUAGAGCAUUUCAUCCUUUCACCAUGUUCUGGCCUACUGAUAAAGCGUUCAAUAGUCUGCCACAGGAGCAGAAGAACUGGCUGUACAGUGAAGAUCAUCUUGACAAGCUGCAGGCCUACUUGAAAUUUCACAUAAUUCGUGACCAGCGAACAGUUGCUAUUGCCCUGCCGACAGAAAAAACUGUCCGAACGAUGUAUGGAUCGUGGCUGACGUUCAGUUGCAGCCAAGCGUUAACUGGGGAUAUUUUAAUCAAUGGAAAUGAUGCCAAGAUUGUAGAACGCCACCUGCAGUUCUUUUCGGGGAUAGCCCAUGGGAUUGACAAGGUUCUAGAGCCUCCAAACAUAGGGGCACACUGUGAUGACUUUUCACCUACAGAGAUUAAAGGUCGCUGUGGAUCUUGUAUACAUCCACCAUCUUGCCCUUAUGGCACUGUGUAUGCUAACAAAACCAACGUGUGCAGUAGACCAUGGAGCCUCUACAGACGCCAUUAUUUUUAUGAUGACUUUGAGUUUCCUAGCCCUUACAAUUUUCAGCCAUUCGGCUGUAACCGAAUGUGUAUGAAAAUGUCAUGGGUUUCAAAGUGUUGUAAGAACCACUAUGGACGAGACUGUCAAGUCUGUCCUGGAGGCUUGGAGGCACCAUGUGGAGAACAUGGUGAUUGUGAGGAUGGGCUAUAUGGAACAGGGAAGUGUAUAUGUCACACUGGUUUUAAUGGAACAGCAUGUGAGCUGUGUAAGAAGAACCAUUAUGGCUCUAACUGCACAGCCUGUACAUGUACCAUUAAUGGGAAGUGUGACGAUGGCAUAGAUGGCGAUGGCAGCUGUUUCUGCCAGGAGGGCUGGACAGGAGUGAUGUGCGAGACCAAAAUCGGUGUGAAGCCUGUAUGUUCCCCUGAGUGCCACCCUAAUGCUGUGUGCCUGCCUGAGAAUCAGUGCCAAUGUGAACCACCAUAUGAAGGAAACGGCUAUAACUGCACAGCUCCAGAUUUAUGUAGUGAAUAUAAUGGAGGCUGCCAUGAGCAGGCUGACUGCACACAGUCUGACAUCAGUGUGAUAUGCUCUUGUAAACCCGGCUACUCUGGAGAUGGCAAUGUCUGCUCCCCCAUCAACCUCUGUGUUGAGGAAGCUAAUGGUGGCUGCAGUGACUUUGCAAACUGCAUUUUCAUUGGACCUAAUGAGCGGCGAUGUGAAUGUCACCAAGGGUACGUGGGCAACGGAGUCCAGUGCUUCGAGAAGGUGGUGCCGCCUAUUGAUCGCUGUCUGGAGAACAAUGGAGACUGCCAUGCCAAAGCGAUCUGCAAAGACUUGCAUUUUCACACCAAAACAGCAGGCGUCUUCCACCUGAGAUCACCAGCUGGGAGGUAUGUGAUGAACUACAGCACAGCAGAGGCAGCCUGCAAAGCUGAGGGAGCCAUGCUCGCUACUCUGUCCCAGCUUUCUGAUGCCCAACAGUUGGGUAUGCACUUGUGUGUUGCCGGAUGGAUUGAUGGGAAAAAAGUGGGUUAUCCAAUCCGCUAUCCAUCUCUUAAAUGUGGUGACAAUCAUGUGGGCGUAGUCCAGUACAAGGAUCCCGAUGUAAACACUCCUUAUGACGCUUACUGCUACAGAAUUAGAGAGGUUACAUGUGAAUGUGGACCUGGAUAUGUUGGUGAUGGAGAAUUCUGUAAUGGCAACCUCGCUUCUGUCAUAGCUACCCAUUCAAACUUCUCCAUAUUUUACUCUAUGUUAGUGAAGUUUGCAGAGGCUGCUGAGGAGGGGAAAAAGCUCUUGGAUUUUCUGUCGACCAGUUCAUCCAACAUAACACUUUUUGUGCCACAUAACGCAGGAUUUUCUGCAAAUGAGACUCUGUCAUUGAGGGAUAUAGAAUAUCAUGUAUCCUCAAACAACAGCCUUCACUACUAUGAAGAUCUGAAGCACAACACAGCAAUCCCAUCCCGGCUGGGUUAUAACCUUAAAGUCGUAAUAGCAACAGACAACCAAACACAAGCUGAGGAUUCCCCACCAAUAAAACUGGUCAAUAAACGGACAAUAUUAAUCUGGGAUAUUCCAGCCACUAACGGCCUGAUCCACAUCAUUGAAGGACCGCUAAAAGCGCCUCCUGUCAUUGUGACCCCUCCAACUCCUUCAGCUGUCCACUUGCAGUCCAGUGCACCCACUGUGACCGCCAUUUUGAUCGUUAUUUUUAUUGGAGGCGUGAUUGCUGGUGUGGCAUAUUAUUUCCUGAGACAUAAGAAUGAUGCCUUUCGCUUCCAGUAUUUUAAGAAUGAUGAUGAAGACGGUACCUCCACUAAGGCCAGUGCCAAUCCUGCUAUCGUGUCCAUCCCGAACCCUUUAUACAGUGGCUACAGGGCAUUCGCUGAGCCAUUUGGGGAAGGAGAACAAUGUGAAUCACCUGCUUCAGUAGCAGCAAACACAUCAAACCUCCUGGACUAGCACUUAGAAGUUCAAUUUUUUUAAACCAGUGUUUCAAUCAAAAUUUUGCAAACUUUUCCUACAAGCAUGUUGUGUCUGUUACAUAAGCCUUAACUUUUCCCUUUCAGCCUUGAUCAUUAAUUAAAGCUUCAGUCAGCAAAAGCUUGCAGAUUUAUAACAGUAGCAUUACGUUAUGUUUAAUGGUUGUCUUUAUCCAAACCAACUUACAUAUGAAGAGAAUACAAUCCAAGAACAGAGCUGCGUAGUUGACAGUUAAGGUUUUUAAUCAAGGGCCCAACAGAGUAUCUCAGUCAGCCAUUUUCCACCAACUUGUCCAUUGUCACUUCUCAGCCAGUAAAACUGGUUUGAAUCCAGAACCAAAAAGCUGCUGCUUCUAAUUAUCAGUGACUCAACAGCUUGGCGAGUCCUCAUUUCAUUGUCAUAGAAAAUAACUUAUUUAUUUACAUAAUUGCCAAUAACAUAAAAUGUAAUUUACAUGUUAAGAGAUUAGUUUGGUGUUGUAACAAUUAAUCAGUGGCUCAUUGAAGAAACAACCAUUCAACUGGGAGCUGAAUGAAAGCUACACUGCUAAUAUUAAUGCUAGCAAAAUUUUAUUCAGAAUGAAUAGCAAAGUUCAUCUCUCGUCUUAUUGUAAUUAUUGUCCAUAGUGAUGUCUCUGUGCUGUUUUCAGUAGGAAUGUGGCCCACUUCUCAAAAAGGUUUGCUGGUUCCCAGAUCAAGUACUAGAACCAUGUUGGAGGAAAGGUCUAUGGCAAGCCUGGGAUUUGGAAUCACAUCCCUUUGAUCACUAGUGGCAAUUCAUUUUGCUAGAAUAUACCAUUCAAAUUUGAAUUCACCGCACUAUUUGAUAUGGAGGGUGUCACGCUUUCUCCAGUAAUACUGUGUAUAAAUAGGAACACAAGCUGCUAUAUUGCAUAUGUCUGCCAAAUUUAAUACAAACUCUUUCAGUGGCUGCAAUGAUAAUUUAUCCAAAAAAAACAGUUGAGAUGGUUACCACAGGGAUAACCCUGCCAAACCCAUUAUUAUUAUAAGAACAAAGAGUCUUUAAUAUAAUAAUGUUCCCCCCCAACAAAAUUGGCCAGAAUGUGUUGCUCAGGUUAACUUUGGAGAUAAUCCCACUGGUUUGAUGAUGGUGCAAUUUCAGCUGCUUCUGACUGGCAAUGUUAAUGAUCACCAUUUGGCCAUGUGUUACUUCAUAACACUAACAGAUUGCUGUCUGGAAAACUUGGCUGAUCCAAAAUGUCACACUCCAGCUGUAAUUUGAGAGAGUUAGCAGAUUAGUUUGCCUGCUUGUGUAUUCAUUAGCAUGUAUCAGGGAUACGGCUUUGGCCUUGACGAAAGAGGUUUUUCGUGUUAAAUAAGAUGUGGACAAAAAUGAAAACAAACUCAGGCAUACUUGGACUUCUGAUGUAAUUUACAGUGGUAUGUUUGCUUCAUAACUGAACUUUGUCUAAAUACUGUAAUAAAAUGAAAGCUCAGCUGUUAAGGUGGGAUCUGCAAUGUCACUAGAUUCUCAGGACUGCCAGAGGACCACUGUUGGGCUCUAAACCCUUAACUGCUCAGCUUUGUCCCUGAAUAAGAUUCUGCCUCAUUUGUGAGUUAUUAUGAAUAAAAUCUUCAAAUGUCUGCAAAA
This is a messenger RNA of Pangasianodon hypophthalmus (striped catfish), 9546 nucleotides long. RefSeq names its product stabilin 1 (gene stab1). Gene Ontology annotation, molecular function: hyaluronic acid binding; calcium ion binding. NCBI's taxonomy places the organism in Eukaryota, Metazoa, Chordata, Actinopteri, Siluriformes, Pangasiidae. The record is from RefSeq and is a predicted model, not a curated record. Gene Ontology annotation, biological process: cell adhesion. The coding region runs from base 235 to 7914 and encodes 2559 amino acids. The transcript is spliced from 69 exons.